Molecule: messenger RNA, 2667 nt
Organism: Salmo salar (Atlantic salmon)
Lineage: Eukaryota; Metazoa; Chordata; Actinopteri; Salmoniformes; Salmonidae
Product: transmembrane protein 121
Source: RefSeq, a predicted model, not a curated record
GGCGGGGAGCCGAGAGUAUGUAACCUGCCUACAAAUUAACACCGCAAUCAUAAACUCUAGCGGCGAGUUUCCUCAUGUUUCUCUCUCGUGUCCUCGAGGUUUGCCUUACUGUCGAUACUUAUCUGGCCGUCUAUUCCUGAUCAUCUUUCCGAGUCAAGCAGCCGUCUACUUCUGCGCUACUUCGACAGCUCACAGAAUACCGAGCCCGGCGAACAAGCCCGCACAGCUCCUUCCCGAAUAACUGGAUCUUCGGCUGCCAGACCGGAGACCCAAGGUGUCAAAUUCAAUGCGAACAUACCAAGAGAUGGAGAAUUCUGCGCCCACGAUGACAGUGGGAUAACUGUGCGAAAUGACACGUUUAUCUGAUGACCGAAAAAGCAAAAGCGGCUUGACGUUUUAAAUCUUACAAACUCGAAGAUGGACAAUUACUUUCCCUAUUUUAUCAGUACGAUAAGAUCGUCAUAGCAGAGUGGGAGUUUAUUCAAAUAUUCCGACAGACACACAGCAUUAUAGGACUAACACAAAGCAACCGAUGUGAAGACUAAUUUAGGAGUCACAGAUUAUACAUUUUGGCCUUUAAUGUUUAUCCAGGGACCGUUCGAGUUCGACUAAUAGGCGACGUGGAUCUCAAUCAAGCCAAGAGGAGCAGCGAAGAACGCAUGCUUUGGGCAUGGUGCCUACGCCCCAGGUGUGCGUAUCAACCCUGGUCACGGUGAGCACCAUGGCAGUGGUCGACCUCUACCUGCUGGAGCAGAGCAUGCUGGGAGCCCGUGGCAAGGCCGGGCCCGGCGUGUGGCCGUGCACCGCUGUGUUGCUAGGUGACCUGGGCUUCCUGCUGGCUCUGCGUUUCGUGUCGGCGGGAGUGGUGUCUGAAGCGCGCUCGCCUCGCCGAGGCUUUGCCAACGCACUCUGGUUCCUCUUCCUGUCCCUGCUCCAGCUCAAACUCUUCUUCGUCUGCCAGAACUACCGGACGGAACGCCGACCGCCCGACCCCCUGGCCAGGAAGACGCUCACCUUGCUGCUGUCGGUCUGCCUGCCCUCCCUGUUCCUCAUCCUGACUGGGGCUGACAACAUGACGCCCCUGCGGAGGAAGCAGGAAGUGCGGGGGAGGCUGCUCUGGGUGGUGGUGGACCUGCUGGAUGUUCUGGACCUGCAGGCCGGGCUGUGGGAAGCCCACACAGGGGCCACUGACCUGGGGGUGCCCCUGUGGGCCGAAGGCCUCGUGUUCUUCUAUUGCUACGCCCUGCUGCUGCUGCUGCCCUGCGUGGCCCUCACAGAGCUGGGGGCCGCUGCCCUGCCGGGACAGAGGGGGCCCCGUAAGGAGGCCCUGUACCCCUGGCUUAGCCUGGUCACCAUCAACGUGUUCACAAUGGCCCUCAGGGGCACAGGCAUGCUGUGGUACAGGGACCCCCGGGUCUCUACAGUGUUCCUGGGGAAGAACCUACUGGCCCUGGCUGUGAAGCUGAGCUCUGCCUGGGAGAGGCACAAGCAAGGUGGGAGCAGGGGGACAGGGAUGGGGGCCGGGGCGGGAGUAGAGUCAAGUAUGGACUCCACCCUGGCAACCCAGAGCUCAGAGCAGACAGAAGUCCAAGCCCAAGGCAAAACCACCCCCAGGCCGCCCUCUCGCAACCACACAAUGUCCCGCUCCCACAGCCACUCCGUGUCACACGUCAGUCUGGAUCCCACAGAGACCUCUCUGGGCCCUUCCUUCAUCUCCCAUGAACUCUAGAAACUGUCCAGACUGAGACAGCUUAACAGCUGAAGCCAAGCUAUCGGAACUCCCCAGUCAGGGAAGCAUUUAGCACUGAAGAGUGAAGACCGUUGGCCUCACACAGACGAACAAACUAAAAACAACACGUACACCCCAUGCUCUGUGAACCAGCCAAGGCAAACACAUCAGUAACUCAUUCAAUUAGCUCACUUUGGUUAAAGGGAUGAUUUAUCCACCCCUGGGUCCUGACAGCCUGUAGUAUUUGGUUAUCUGAGGGAGAGAGAAGGCUCAGGGCUGGGGCGGAGUGAGAGAUGUACAGCGAAGAAGUGCCUCGCUUUUCAAGGAGCUACAAUCCUCAGUACUGGUUCCACUCAGACAUUACCAUGGUGUGAGUCAGUGUGUGUACUGUGAAAGCUCUUCCACAGCUCUCAUCAGCUACACCUCCAGGACAGCUUCUAAACUGUAAUAAAGUGUUUCAUACUCACAGGCUCGGACACUUCAUUGGCCAUGUGCGGGAGGGUAUUGGCAGGCUGUCACCACAACAUUGGAGAAGACAGGAUCAGAGGCUGACCAUUCACAGUUAGAGGGCCUCAGGGAUAUACUAGAUGUCACUAACUUUCAAAACAUCCACUGCAUCAAAGCAAAUGUGUUUACCCUUUACAUAUUCAGUGAAAACUUCAGCAUUUCUUUGUUGAAGAUACGGGCCGAUGUUAUAGAUCGGGAGCUGCUGGGGUGAAGCCCGCCACACAUCUGAGGCAGGCGGUGCAAUGUGUGAAGAGAGAGUGACAGACAGCGGAACAGCUAUCAUUUAUCACAAUUAGACUAGCAGCACCUGCCUGAUAGGCGUGCAGUGAUCCUUCAGCCAGCCGUCUGGCUGCUGGUCCGGCUUCACUGUCGAAACCUUAAAGCCUGCAGAUGUGCUAAAGUUUGUGUGUGUGUGUGUGUGUGUGUGUGUG